AUGGCUGAACCUCGAUGUGGUAUCCCGGAUGACGUACAUCCAGAAGUGAAAAAGAGAAAGAAACGACAGGCCUCGAAGACAUUAAAAAUCGCCUUCCAGACAUGGUCGCGGGUUAUACCAAAACAUUUCAAGUUCACAAUAGAAAAUCCGGAUAUCGCCAUUAAGUUUGCACGAGGUAUCCAUGGUGACGGCUACUACAAUGGAUUUGACGGAAGAGGAAUGACGUUGGCCCACGCUUUCCGACCCGGGACGGUCCCCCUUGCGGGAGAUACUCAUUUCGAUGACGACGAGGAAUGGUGUCGAGAAGGAAGAGGAAACGCUACCAAUCCCGACCUACUCGCUGUGGCCAUACAUGAGUUCGGACACGCCAUUGGUCUAGAUCACUCUGCGGAUUACGAUAGUGUGAUGUCAGCCUUCUUUUCCACCAGUAAGACUGAACUCACAUAUAGUGACAUCAGAGCCGCUCAAACUAUUUACGGCUCCAAACGAGUAUAUGUUCCACCACCUCAAGACAAUUCUGUUACAAGAACAACAUCAAAUAUACCCGGGAACAACACUGCACAAACACCCCGAUCCCGGCAUAGACCUACAACGACCACUCAAUCUCCCACAAAUAACCGCCGACGAAACACUACGCCCAAACCCUGGUUCCGAUUCAGACCUAGAACGACGACUGAUUCACCGACGCCGACGCUAAAGAAGCUUUCGCCGUGCCAGGGUGUCGACGCUACUUUUUUAGGAAAUGACGGUUACGUUAGUGUUAUAGUAAACGAUACGUUGUUCCAAGCCGACAGGCGGUCCGGCACCCGGAAGUCCUUAGCGCUGAGGUCAAUUUAUCCCAACGCCCCAAUUCCAGUGGGAGCAGCAACUUAUGUAAAAGGAAGAUUGUAUCUAUUUAAAGACAACUAUGUUUGGCGUUACACCAAAUACAAGCUGGACUAUGGAUUUCCGAAGAAAGUAUUGACCCACGAAAAUGGCGAGUACCCUCGGGCCGCUAAAACUAAAUUUUGGGAAUGGAGUAUUUGGCAUGAUAAUGUUAUUGGCCGAAGGCAGUAUGACAUCACACAAUUCUGGAAAGGUGUACCAAGCUCUCCCGAUGCUGCGGUAACUUGGUCAGAUCAAGCUAUUUACUUUGUGAAAAACGAUAUGUAUUACAAAGUUAGCCAAAGAACAAGAAGACUUUCAAGACGUUUUCCAAAGCACAUGCCUGCACCAUGGAUGAGGGGUAUAUGUGAAAAGAAGUAA
Messenger RNA from Pecten maximus, 1245 nucleotides. Its product is annotated as matrix metalloproteinase-24-like. The record is from RefSeq and is a predicted model, not a curated record. Gene Ontology annotation, biological process: collagen catabolic process; extracellular matrix organization; proteolysis. The transcript has 8 exons. Gene Ontology annotation, molecular function: zinc ion binding; metalloendopeptidase activity. NCBI's taxonomy places the organism in Eukaryota, Metazoa, Mollusca, Bivalvia, Pectinida, Pectinidae. The coding region runs from base 1 to 1245 and encodes 414 amino acids. Gene Ontology annotation, cellular component: extracellular matrix.